AUGUAUUGGAACCGCAACCGGCUUGCGCCUACAGACGCAAAUAAUAACACUGGGAUGAAACGAUACAGUUUCAUGCUCCCAACAUACACUCGUCAUAGCGAACAUGUUCCUCGGCCUGCGGCGUCGCCUACCCCAGUUGACCGCCGCCUUUCGGACUCGGGUCCGCGCCCCCCUAUGGACGAGUCGCAACCAGAUGGCGUCCAUACAUUGGGUCCAGAAUCUCACAAAAAUGAAAGUCUAAAUGGGCAUCACCAUCUCGACGAAUCUGGCGCUGUUAAUCAUGCCCAGAGUGGCUCGUCCGCAAAGAGAAAUCGGUUUAGCAUGCUGCGUUUCCGUCAUGCCUCUGAUCCUCAGCUUUCGGCAACCUACUCCCAGAGCGAGACAAGUAUACCCCCGGUCCCCUCAAUGCCUCCACCUCCAACAAUUAUUACCACCGCCCCCACCACCUCUUCUAACCUAGAUAAAUCAGCUCGGAAAACCAAAACGAGGUUUCCAUUGGUGAAGAAACUGUCAAAAGAAGCACUGAAUCUCGGGAAUAUGAGCGGCUCAGGAAACGCCAAAGGCCCAUACUCACACGCUCUUGGCGGCGUUCCUCCCAUCCACUACGAAGAGCCGGGACGACUGUCUACUUCUUCAUAUCGAAGUGGGCCUACGCAACGACAAUCAGAACAUGACAAUCGGCUUUCAGAGUCCUCUAGGUCUGAGUACAGCUCCGGUGACCGGGGUUCCGCGAGGAGCGAGGUUUCACACCCCAACAAGAAGUUCAGUAUGUUACGUUUGAAACGAAGCCGCCGUCCGCUUUUCCCACUCCCUGUCAAGCUCCCUCCACCGGGCUCUGAUCUGUCUGCUAGCGGCCGACAGUCUCCGAUUUCCAAUGGGGAUAAGAUGGAUCUUUCUCAACCUGACGGAGACCAAAUCUCUCCAUUGCCAUCCCCUACACAUUCUUCUGUCAAACUAUCGUCUCCAAAGGCAAUAAGUGCGCCUCGGCUUUUCCGCAAGAAUUCUACCACGUCGGCCGCUUCCGGGAAAUCUGCAUCGUCCGCCAAAGGCCGUGUGAGACGGGGACGAUCUUCAACUUUAAAUUCGCUUAUUGACGCUGCUCGGAGUGAAGAUGACCCACAUAACUCAUCAUCGAAUAUACCAUCAGGCCGCAAUUCGACUUCUACAAAUGGACGCAAGAGUUUUGGUGAUAUAUUUAAUCUAAGCAACAAGUUGCGACAGAACCCCGACCUAUCGGCUGGUCGAGACGGCCGUGCGAGUCCGAAACCCCCAGGUACACCUGGCUCCGAUUCUAAAUACGCCUCCUUCGCAGCCUCACGCAGCAUGUUGUCGUACCCAGACCGAGCGGAAGAUGAUACACCUGCCACGUACCUAGUUAAACUCCAGGAGACAGUCCCUAAGGGGUCAAUUGCUACGAUAUUGUCCAAGUCAGACGAUGAUUUUUCAAAAGUUGCUUUGCGUAAAUUCAUGAGAACAUUUUCUUUCUUUGGUGAACCGAUUGAUAUGGCAAUUCGCAAGCUAUUGAUGGAAGUCGAGCUACCAAAAGAAACCCAACAAAUCGAUCGGGUCCUGCAGGGAUUUGCAGACCGUUAUUACGAAUGCAACCCGGGGAUUUUUGCAUCUACUGACCAAACUUACUUUAUAGCUUUCUCUAUUUUGAUCCUUCACACAGACGUGUUCAACAAGAAUAACAAGCGAAAGAUGCAGAAACAAGACUAUGUUAAGAACUCACGCGUAGACGGCAUCUCGGAGGAUAUUCUCGAGUGUAUAUACGAGAACAUAUCUUAUACCCCGUUCAUUCACGUUGAAGAUGAGCUAAAUCUCAGCACACGACAGAUGCCAAAGAGAAGGGCUCUUUUGAAAGUGGCUAGCUCGGACCAUUUAGCACGGGGUUCAAACCAACCUGUGGAUCCUUACGCUGUCAUUUUGGAUGGAGCCUUGGAUAAUCUACGCCCAAGUUUGAAAGAAGUUAUGGAUAUCGACGACAGCUACAGCUUUCCCGGUGUGGAUGGAUUCAAAGAAAUCGAGAGUUUACACCAAGCGUUCUCAAAUUCUGCAAUUCUUCAGAUAGUUUCAGCUCGGUCACGACCUGAUGCUUUCAUGACAUCUACAACCAUCGAAAAUCCGAUCGAUUCACACCCGGGCUUGGUCGACAUCAAGGUUGUGAAGGUAGGCCUGCUUUGGCGUAAAGACCCAAAGAAAAAGAGGGCUCGCUCUCCUUGGCAGGAAUGGGGUGCUCUUUUGACCUCAUCGCAAUUGUAUUUCUUCCGCGAUUUGUAUUGGAUCAAAUCUCUUAUGACCCAACAAGAGAACCAGCAAAAACGGACAGCUCGGACGCUAUUGGUAUUUAAACCACCGGUCACUGAAUUCAAGCCAGACAGUAUUAUGUCAACUUCUGAUGCAGUUGCCUUGAUCGAUUCCGCUUACAAAAAACAUAAGCAUGCCUUUCUUUUUGUUCGCCAUAAUGGUCUCGAGGAAGUAUUUCUUGCAAACUCAGAUGCCGAUAUGAAUGAUUGGCUUGGGAAGUUGAAUUAUGCAGCAACCUUUAAGACGACAGGCGUUCCAUUGAAAAGUACGGUUGGAACUCAUUAUGAAGGUCGAAGGCAUCAGAAAGUGACACGCAUGGGCUCUAUCUCCUCGGAGGAAUCUCAGCCACAAUCUCAGGCUCAAAUGGAUGUCCAUUCUGCUAAUAAAUAUUACGUCGACCCGCAUCUUGUAGAGGAGAUGUCAGCUGCUCGUCGGCAAUUGAUGGCCCAGAGGGUUAUAGAAGCCGAUGAAAAGCUGUCUGGUUGCCAGAAGCAGCUUGACGAUCUUCUCAGGAACGCUAGGCAUCUCCAGAUUUUGACCCCUGUGAAUGUCAGAGCCAGAGAAAACGUCAUAUUGGCUGCUGGACGAAUGUCCGCCAAGCUUAAAUGGGUACGCUACGAUAUCUGGCGAACCAAAUGCUACAGACAACUACUGGCGCUGGACCUAGGCCUUGAAGAAAAGCCAUCUAAAGAUGCACAGAAACACACCUCAUUCGCCACGGCUAAGACAAGCCAGGCUUCAUUAGCGAGACUCGACUCUGUUCAAAGCUUCUCUACUGCUCAUCAAAGCAUCGACGGUACUUCCAAUGGACCAACCUCCCAAAGCCCUCCUGACGAAUUGACGAGCACGGGUCUACUUGCCUCUCGGCUAUCAUCGGAUGGUCGUCGGCUAAGUUACACUCCGUCUGCUUUAUCAUCAGAAGUUCACGACGACAAACAGCAGAAAGUUGGAGAGGCAUCUGAAAAAGCGACUACCCCUAGCGAUGCUGGUCAAAGUAAGACAACAGAGUGUGAACAAUCUGUGCUUAGCUCCGGCAGGGAAGGCGAAGCCGGCAGCCUUAGUUCUCCAAAGUUGAAACCCACAACGAGCAUUCCGAAUGUUGAUGAAGGGGAAGAGCAAGUCCUUCGCGAAGCGGGACUUCUAGGUAUUGAUGGACCUACGGGACCCUCACAAACCUCCGCGUUGGUAGACGAAAUAGAAAGCAACGAAAAGCCGACGGAAGAAAAGAAUGAUGCUAAAUCUGGCGAUCUUCGUGGCCGGAGCCGUCGAAGUCUACAGCGAACUCUGCGAGAUUCUCAUCGGCCGAGUCACCAACGUAGUAGGAAGGGACGAGAGUCGUCUUCUAGCCUCCCUAUUGUUGAUAGCACUGCUAGCGGGGAAGGUGAAGGGUUAUCUAGGAAGGAUACAAACUUCACUUUGCACGGAAAGAAAGCCUCUGUCAUCACAUUUGGCUCUGAAUGGCAGAAUAUUUCUCCUGAAGAAAGACUGCAACUCCGUAAGUCGGCAGUGUCUGAGGAACUCAGAGCCUCGGAAUCAGGUGGCGACGCGCAUGAAUCUACUCGGUCAGCAUCCAUUCACAGCGCUAGACCGCAGUCAAUCCGGAGUGCUAGUACCGCGACUGCGAGAAGCUCUCGUUUGGUAGACAGUGUAUCGGUAGCUGGCGAUAUCCCAGAAAUUCCAUCGUUAGAUGUUUUGAAAAAGGAGCAAGCAGGUUCUUCUUCCACACAAAACAAAAGUAACGAGAUCGUUACAUCCACCACAUCCACCAAAGUCAGCGACGUUAUAAAUGAAGAUGUGAAUGGCCGAGAAAAUGGAGACUUUGUUGAUCAAAUAUCUGUUCCAGAAGGUCCCAAACACAGCCCUCAUGAACAAGCAGUUGGCGCAUGA
Messenger RNA from Talaromyces proteolyticus, 4194 nucleotides. Its product is annotated as putative guanyl-nucleotide exchange factor. The coding region runs from base 1 to 4194 and encodes 1397 amino acids. Gene Ontology annotation, molecular function: guanyl-nucleotide exchange factor activity. NCBI's taxonomy places the organism in Eukaryota, Fungi, Ascomycota, Eurotiomycetes, Eurotiales, Trichocomaceae. Gene Ontology annotation, biological process: regulation of ARF protein signal transduction. The record is from RefSeq and is a predicted model, not a curated record. The transcript is spliced from 3 exons.